This is a messenger RNA of Loxodonta africana (African savanna elephant), 5623 nucleotides long. It is a transcript of the gene UBN2, whose product is annotated as ubinuclein 2. The record is from RefSeq and is a predicted model, not a curated record. Gene Ontology annotation, biological process: chromatin organization. The transcript is spliced from 17 exons. Gene Ontology annotation, cellular component: nucleus. The coding region runs from base 233 to 4156 and encodes 1307 amino acids. Lineage: Eukaryota; Metazoa; Chordata; Mammalia; Proboscidea; Elephantidae.
UGGGGGAUACAAUAUGGCGGCCGCGGCGACCCGGGCGAUGGCGGCCGGGCCGGUCCGAACGUAGUGGCGGGGCAGGGGGCACGGUCCGCACUCACGGUGGCGUCGGCGGCGACGGCUGAAGGCGCUGGAGGGAAAAGAAGCGACGGAGAGAGACAGGCAGGGCGGGCGGCCGAGCACCUCGGCGUGGACCGCGCGCCGGCCCGAGCGCGACCGGCGGGCCACAACAGAGGGGAUGGCGGAGCCGCGCAGGGUGGCGUUCAUUAGCCUGUCACCGGCGAGGCGGCGCGAGGCCGAGGGCGCGGGCGCGGAGCGCGGGCCCGAGCCGCCCCGCGAGCCCGCCCGGGCCGAGCCGCCGGCGCCGCGCGAGGCCGCCCCCCGGCCGGACGCGCUGUCCCCGGCGCGCGAGCUCAGCCGCACCGAGCCGCCGAUGGCGCUGCAGCGCGAGCCUCCGCGGCCCGAGCCGCCGCCGCCGCCGCCUCCGCCGCCGCCGCCGCGGGAGCCGGCCGCCCGGGCCGCGCCGCCGCCGAGGCCGCCCCGCCAGACGGUGCGCCUGGAGCUGGUGCUCAAGGACCCCACGGACGAGAGCUGCGUGGAGUUCAGCUACCCCGAGCUGCUGCUGUGCGGAGAACAACGGAGGAAACCCAUUCAUACAGAAGACCCAUUUAACAAUGAGCAUCAGGAGAGGCAAGAAGUAGAAAUGUUGGCUAAGAAGUUUGAAAUGAAAUAUGGUGGGAAACCCCGUAAACACCGGAAGGAUCGGCUACAAGAUUUAAUUGAUAUAGGCUUUGGCUAUGACGAGACAGAUCCAUUUAUUGAUAACUCAGAGGCUUAUGACGAAUUAGUUCCUGCUUCUCUAACCACAAAAUAUGGAGGUUUUUACAUCAACACUGGCACUCUCCAGUUUCGUCAAGCUUCAGAUACUGAAGAGGAAGAUAUUACUGACAACCAAAAGCACAAGCCACCCAAAGUUUCCAAAAUAAAAGAAGAUGAUAUUGAGAUGAAGAAGCGGAAGCGGAAAGAGGAAGGGGAAAAGGAGAAGAAGCCCAGGAAGAAAGUACCCAAACAACUGGGAGUUGUGGCUCUAAAUUCACACAAGUCUGAAAAAAAGAAGAAACGUUAUAAAGAUUCUCUUUCUCUAGCUGCCAUGAUCCGGAAAUUUCAGAAAGAGAAGGAUGCAUUGAAGAAGGAACCUAACCCCAAAGUCCCAGCGACCCUACAGACCUCUGGUCUGAAUAAGCCCCCCUCUGCCACUGUUGCAUUGGGAAAUGAUGUCUCGGACUUAAACCUGAGCAGUGCUGACCCAGACCUCCCCAUUUUUGUUAGCACAAAUGAACAUGAACUGUUUCAGGAAGCAGAGAAUGCCCUAGAGAUGCUAGAUGAUUUUGACUUUGACAGAUUACUGGAUGCUGCUUCUGAUGGGAGCCCCCUGUCUGAGUCAGGGGGAGAGAACGGAAACACUACCCACCCAAGCUACGCCUCUCAGGUUACGCCCAAGCUGGUACCCACACUCCCAGAGGGUCUGCCUGUGCUUCUUGAAAAACGUAUCGAAGACCUCCGCGUCGCUGCCAAACUUUUUGAUGAAGAGGGAAGGAAAAAAUUCUUUACGCAGGAUAUGAAUAAUAUUCUUCUGGACAUUGAGUUACAGCUACAGGAGCUAGGCCCUGUCAUUCGUAGUGGUGUCUAUUCCCAUCUCGAAGCUUUUGUGCCAUGCAAUAAAGAAACGCUGGUAAAACGUCUAAGGAAGUUACAUCUCAAUGUCCAGGAUGAUCGUUUACGAGAACCUCUGCAAAAACUGAAACUGGCUGUCAGCAAUGUCAUGCCUGAACAGCUGUUUAAAUACCAGGAGGACUGCCAGGCUCGUGGUCAAGCGAAGUGCGCCAAGUUGCAAACAGAAGAAGAGCGAGAAAAAAAUGGAUCUGAGGAAGAUGAUGAUGAGAAGCCAGGGAAACGUGUCAUAGGACCAAGAAAGAAAUUCCACUGGGAUGACACUAUUAGAACUUUGUUAUGUAACCUUGUUGAAAUCAAAUUGGGAUGCUAUGAGUUAGAGCCAAAUAAAAGCCAGUCUGCUGAGGAUUAUCUUAAAUCCUUUAUGGAGACAGAGGUGAAACCAUUGUGGCCUAAGGGCUGGAUGCAGGCAAGAAUGCUUUUUAAAGAAAGCCGGAGUGUACACAAUCAUCUUACUUCUGCGCCGGCAAAGAAAAAGGUGAUCCCUGCACCUAGACCCAAAGUGAAGGAGUGCAGUCCAAAAAAGGACCAGAAGACCCUCACCUCCGUGGCGGCUCCCGCUGGCGGCCCUCUGGCGAGCUCCAGCACCUCUGCCGUGGCCUCCACCAGCUCUGGCUCAGCAACAGCCCAGGAAACCAUCUGCCUUGACGACUCCCUGGAUGAAGACCUUUCCUUCCAUUCACCCUCACUGGAGCUUGUUUCUGAAGCUCUAGCUGUUAUCAACAAUGGGAACAAGGGCCCCCCAGUUGGCUCCAGGAUAAACAUGCCAAUGACAAAACCUCGUCCGGGACUGAGAGAAGAAAAGUUAGCAAGCAUCAUGAGUAAGCUGCCACUGGCUACUCCCAAAAAACUCGAUUCUACUCCGACUGCGCAUUCGUCAAGUCUGAUUGCUGGUCACACCGGACCAGUGCCAAAGAAACCCCAGGAUUUAGCUCAGACCGGCAUCUCUUCAGGCCUUAUUGCUGGGUCUUCGAUUCAGAACCCUAAAGUUUCCCUGGAACCUUUGCCAGCCAGGCUACUUCAGCAAGGGCUACAGAGGUCAGGCCAGAUCCCUGCUUCUUCCUCCUCACAGACCCACGUGUCCUCCUCAUCCCAAGCCCAAGUCGCUGCCUCUUCUCACGCUCUGGGAACGUCAGAGGCCCAAGAUGCGUCUUCAUUAACACAAGUCACAAAGGUGCACCAGCAUUCAGCUGUCCAGCAGAACUACGUGUCUCCAUUGCAAGCAACCAUUAGUAAAUCACAGACCAACCCAGUGGUGAAAUUAAGUAAUACCCCCCACCUUUCCUGCUCAUCCCCACUUAUGAAGACUUCAGAGAAGCCACUCAUGUACCGCCUCCCCUUGCCCACCCCCUCAUCUGGAAAUGGUUCUCCGGGGUCUCACCCCCUGGUCUCUAGGACAGCACCUAGCACCACUACCUCCAGUAACUAUUUAGCCAAGGCUAUGGUGUCACAGAUCUCCACGCAGGGUUUCAAAUCUCCCUUCUCAAUGGCUGCAUCCCCCAAACUCGCUGCCUCCCCGAAACCUGCCACAUCUCCGAAACCCUUGCCCUCGCCUAAGCCUUCUCCCUCCCCCAAGCCCUCGCUGUCAGCUAAGCCUUCGGUAUCAGCUAAGCUUAUUUCUAAAUCCAACCCAACUCCCAAGCCCACUGUCUCCCCAAGUUCUUCCAGUCCAAAUGCACUAGUAGCCCAGGGUAGUCACUCCAGCAGCAACAACCCCGUCCAUAAACAGCCCAGUGGAAUGAACGUCAGCAGACAGUCUCCCACCUUGAACUUACUGCCCGCUAAUCGCACUUCAGGCCUUUCAUCUGCAAAAAAUCUUCAGGCCUCUUCAAAGCUAACAAACUCGUCUUCCACUGGAACUGUCGGGAAGAGCAGCUUGAGUGGAGUCGCACUGAAUGUACCUGCCAGCAGAGGUGGCAACCUUAACUCAAGCGGAGCUAAUAGGACUAGUCUGUCUGGGGGAACAGGAAGUGGAACACAGGGUGCUACUAAACCAUUGUCUACUCCACACAGACCGUCCUCUGCCUCAGGGUCUUCAGUGGUAACGGCCAGUGUGCAGUCCACAGCAGGAGCGUCAUUGUUGGCUAAUGCCUCACCUCUGACUCUCAUGACAUCACCUUUGUCUGUAACAAAUCAAAAUGUGACUCCUUUUGGGAUGCUGGGUGGCCUUGUUCCAGUGACCAUGCCCUUCCAGUUUCCCUUGGAGCUACUUGGCUUUGGAACGGACACAGCUGGAGUGACAACCACCUCGGGAUCUACCUCAGCCGCUUUCCACCACAGCCUAACUCAGAAUUUACUAAAGGGUUUACAGCCGGGAGCUCAGCACGCAGCAUCACUUUCCCACUCCCCUCUGCCUGCACACUUACAGCAGACGUUUCACGAUGGAGGCCAAAGUAAAGGAGACACUAAACUACCACGGAAAUCUCAGUGACUUCCCAGCAAGCAAAGGAGAGGAGGCGUGUGACUGGCUGGCGGACUCUACCUGAAGGGAAAGUACUUGUGUGGUCACAGGGCUGCUGCUUCUGUCGAUGUUUACAUUCUCUCGUCCCAAGCACUGUGGUGAGGAGGAAAAGAGAAAACAUUACUUGAUCAAAGUCAGGUGCAGGAGGAAGCAAUGCUUUCGGGCAAAGUUAGUGACCUUUGGUCUCCUCUAAAGAAAGACAAAGUUAUCAUGUUAACUGACUUGAACGAGACUCAGUUGUCAAACCCACAGAAGUACAAAUUUGAUUUUUCCCGGGGGAGAAAGAGGCAGUUGAAAGGAUUUGGGGGUGGACGCCAUCCAUCCUAGGGGUCGAAUCUGGACACUCACAGACAUAAUUGUGUAAUAGAAGGCAGUAUCCUGGAAGGAGGCCAGUUUGUCAGGAGUAGUGGUCACGUCUGUUUGAGUAGACGAUGCAGCGAAUUGGCCACACAAAAAAAAGAGCGACCCCAUAUCCGAUGCAGCAGUAGCUGAGCACGUGCCGUACCCUCAAAAUCCUGAGCAAACUUGAACCUUCCCCGUGGGCAGCGGCUCCCCACGCAGAGCAGUGGGUGGGGGAUGCCGCAGGAAAGUCGUGUUAGCACAGUCAUGCAUGUUACUGAGUCACCUUGGUUUCUAAAGUCAGGCGAAACCUAGACCUCCCCUUUUUGUAAAAGGGUCAGUUGCAUCUUCCAUUCAGAAGCAGGUACUUAACUCUUUUCUUCAGGUGAUUUGUGCAUCUGGUAUCGAUGGUCAGUAUUGCCAUUCUUGAUGUUAAAAUGUGACUGUGUUCACAUUGUUCUCUUGAAAAGUGGGGCUCCUUUGCGCUAGGACUGCUGCUUCAGUGCUGUGAGCCGUCGCAGGCCAGCCAGCACGAACUGUCGGGGAGCCCCAGCGCCCCUGUUUCCCUCAGUUCACAGCUUCGUGUUCUCUUCUCUCAGCUAGUGGCACUGCAGGGGGUGGUUAGCUACCAGCACACUGCAUAGGCCUCUCAGUCAUCAUUCAGGACGGCAUUCAUCUGUGUUGAAUUUUGAAGAUGGUAUUUUAAAGGAGGAAUUACAUUAGGAUGAAGGGAUUGUUUUUUAUAACCGUCACAGCAUACUUGUGCUCCCUGUAUCCAGUGUAGCAAAACUGAUCGGGAGCAGUUAGGAUCUUAAAGCUUUAUAACGCUGGUAUGAAAGUAAACCUCAGACAGACCCCUUCGUUACGGAAACAGCACAGUCCUCAAAGGGUGUCAGGGGAGAAGGGCAUCUGUUCGGAUGCGUUUGAUGUGAUUUUUUCACCUCAUCAUGGUCCUGCCUUUUUUUUUUUUUUUUUUCUGUUUAGGCUUCCAAAUGUUUUCAGACUAUACCCAUAAAAGUAGUUCAAGCUCUUUCUGUGGUCCAUGUAUAAUGACAGACUAACCAAAAAAAAAAAAAACAGAAUUACAAAACCUGUUCA